Exophiala xenobiotica is the source of this 1506-nucleotide messenger RNA. RefSeq lists its product as uncharacterized. NCBI's taxonomy places the organism in Eukaryota, Fungi, Ascomycota, Eurotiomycetes, Chaetothyriales, Herpotrichiellaceae. The coding region runs from base 1 to 1506 and encodes 501 amino acids. The record is from RefSeq and is a predicted model, not a curated record. Gene Ontology annotation, cellular component: membrane. The transcript has 5 exons. Gene Ontology annotation, biological process: transmembrane transport. Gene Ontology annotation, molecular function: transmembrane transporter activity.
AUGGCGGACGAUGAGAAAACAGUCUUAGCCUUACAUGAGCACGCCGAGCAACCGGGUGCCGCCUGUACCGCAGCUGAAGAUCCUUCAGGGUCAUUGGUAGCACGGCGGAAGAUGGAAAGACGAUUGGUAUGGAAGCAGGACGUGACUAUCCUCCCGCUUCUAGCCAUGUGCUUCUUUUUCUCUUACGUGGACCGUGGCCAGAUUGGCAACGCACGCUUGAUGGGGUUGCAGAAGGACCUACAUCUGAGUGCCAGUCAGUAUUACAAUGCCUUGCUGGUAUUCUUCAUCGGUUAUAUGGUCAUCGAACUGCCCUGCUGCCUUGGUCUGAUGUAUGUCAAACCGGGACACCAAUUCGGCUUCGCCACCAUCGCCUUCGGCGUGCUUGCUACUUGCAUUGCCGCGUGCAAGACCUACGGCUCCCUCAUCGCCAUCAGGUUCUUGCUUGGUUUGAGUGAGGCGUUCGUACAAGUCGGCUUCCUAUAUCUAAGUUUGUGGUACCGCCACGACGAGAUCGCGCUGCGUUGUGCUCUCUUUUACGUUUCGGGGCCCCUCGCCGGUGCUGUCAGCGGGUUGAUUGCGUACGGAGUUGCCAAAAACUUGAAUGAAGCCCAUGGAAUUGCAUCGUGGCGUUGGCUUUUCAUCGUCGAAGGUAUCCCAACCAUCACCUGGGGCAUCCUGGUCUUCUUUGCCUUGCCUUCGAGGCCUGAAGUGAUUGCUGAAAAGGGAACAUGGCUCUUCUCCGACAGGACGGAGAGAGAGCUGAUACUCGAAAGGACCGUCGCAGCCAAAAACACCGCACAUGCCAAGUUUGUGCCGCGUCAAGUCCUUCUUGCUUUGACCGACGUCAAGGCCUACCUCGAUGCUUUGAUCGUUGCCGCCUUCGGUCUUGGUGUGGCCGCCUUCGGACUCUUCAUGCCGACUUUCAUCAAUGAAUUUGGCUUCUCGCCUCUACACACCCAACUGUUCACAAUGAUCCCAUACGCGUGUGCGGCGAUUGCCUUGCCGAUCAUCUGCACAGUGGCCGACCGAUUCACCAUGCGAGCGAUGCCAAUCCUCUUUUGCUACAUUUUGUGUUUGGCUGGGUUCAUUUUGCUCCUUGUGACGACCCAAAAAGCUGCACGAAUCGUUGGGACUUGCCUUGUGUCGGCGGGAUCUUACCCGGGAGUCAUCCUGGCUGCCACUUGGGUCAUGUCCACCCACGGAGGAUACACGAAACGGUCAACAACCUGGGCAAUGUGCCAGCUGCUUAUUCAAUGCUACAGCAUUUUGGGGACCAAGAUCUACGACAAGCCACCACGGUUCUUCAAAGGCCAUGGCAUUCUGCUCGGUUUGCAGACACUGGCGGCGGUGUGCGUUAUGUUGAAAUGGUGGAUGAUGUGGAGGGGGAACAGGCAGAAGGAUGCUUUAAAAGAGGAGUACGAUGGUAGAGAGGAACCGAUCCCGGGAUUAGAGGAGAGCAUUGAGGUGCUCAAUGAUCGGCAUCCCGGCUUCAAAUAUCUCUUGUAA